AUGGCAAUAUUUGGUUUGUUGAUGCCAGUUUUCCUAGUGUGCUUUGAUAUUGGACAUUCUUGCCAGAGUUCUGAUGACUUUGUGGGUGCCAGCUCUCCCGGAGACAUUGUCAUUGGAGGCUUAUUUGCAGUUCAUGGCAAAAUGUUACAUUCAGAAGAAAAGCCCCUCCAGCCUGUGAUUGCCAAUUGUGCCGGCUUUGAAGUUCAAGUGUUUCUUCAGAGUCUUGCAAUGAUCCAUGCUAUUGAAAUAGUCAACAACUCAACACUUUUACCUGGAAUUAAACUGGGCUACGAGAUCUACGACACAUGUGCCGAGGUCACCAGAGCCAUGGCUGCAGCUUUGCGAUUCCUGUCCAAGUUUAAUGCUUCCAAAGAGUUAGUGGAAUUCCAGUGCAAUUAUUCUGAUUAUACACCUAGAGUAAAAGCUGUAAUAGGUGCCACGUACUCUGAAGUAUCCAUGUCGGUUGCAAGGAUAUUGAAUUUGCAGCUAAUACCACAGGUGAGCCAUGCAUCGACUGCAGAAAUCCUCAGUGAUAAAGUCCGCUUCCCAUCUUUUCUGCGCACUGUGCCCAGUGAUUCCUACCAGACAAAAGCCAUGGCUCGAUUAAUCCACAGAUCAGGAUGGAACUGGAUUGGAAUAAUUGCCACGGAUGAUGACUUUGGGCGCCUCGCUGUGGAGAGUUUUGGGUUGCAGGCCAUGGCGAAUAACGUCUGUAUUGCAUUUAAAGAAAUGUUGCCAGCUUAUCUCUCGGACAGCACCAUUCAUGGCAAAAUUAAUCAAGCCCUGGAGAAGAUUGUCAAGGAAACCAGGGUAAAUGUCAUUGUUGUCUUUCUGAGGCAAUUCCACGUAAUGAGACUUUUCAGAAAAGCAAUUGAGAGGAACAUAAAUAAGACCUGGAUUGCAAGUGAUAACUGGUCAGCCGCUGUCAAGAUUAGCACUCUUCCAAAUAUCAGCCGCCUGGGGAAAGUGGUAGGAUUUACAUUCAAAAGUGGCAACAUGUCAUCUUUCCACCAGUUCUUGAGCAAUCUACAUAAAACCCCUACUGGGAACAAUACAUUCUCAAGGGAAUAUGCUAUGCUUAUAUCAGCAUGCUCACAUAUAAAUGAUCAAGAUCUGAGUAAAUGCAUUUCUAGUUACUCUGUUGAGAAAUUGCUACAGAACCGCACUAAUCCAAGUAGCCAGCUUUGGGGUGAGGAAUUUCUCAUUGCCAACAUCGAACCAGGAUUUAUCCAUAGCACCAUGCUUGCAGUGCAUGCCAUCGCAAAUGCCAUUUGGAAUCAAUGCAAGAACAGGAACUGCAAAGACCCAUAUGCUUUUGCCCCUUGGGAGUUGCUUGAAGAACUUAAAGAAAUAAGGUUCAUUGACAAUGAAAGGGAGGUCUAUUUUGACUCUCAUGGAGACAUUAACACAGGCUAUGAUGUUCUGCUCUGGAAGGAAAUCGAUGGACGGAUGGUGAUUACCAACAUGGCAGAGUAUGAUCUAGAGAAGGAUGACUUUAUCUUUGCAGACAAAGAAGAUGAAAUUGAGUUCAUGGAUUUAAAGAAUGUUCAAUCCAAAUGCUCCAGAAAAUGCAGACCAGGACAGGUGAAAAAAGUUUCUGCAAGCCCACAUACCUGCUGCUAUGAGUGUAUCAGCUGCCCUGAAAACUACUAUACUAACCAGUCAGAUAUGGAUUACUGCAUUUUAUGCAACAACAGAACCCACUGGGCUCCUGUAAACAGCUCAACAUGCUACAGGAAGAUGGUUCAGUACCUCAACUGGAAUGACUGGUUUGCUAUUUUGUUAAUGGUUCUCUCUGUUCUUGGGAUAGUAUUGAUUUGUGCCAUUAUCAUAAUAUUUACUAGAAAUGUGGACACUCCAGUUGUAAAGGCAUCAGGUGGCUUAACAGUAUGCUAUGUUAUCCUUCUCUGUCACUUCCUCGCUUUUGUUAGCACGGGCUUUUUCAUUGGCAAGCCCAAAGCCUACACAUGUAAAACUCGUCAAGCUCUCUUUGGCAUCAGCUUUGCCCUCUGCAUUUCAUGCAUUUUGAUUAAGUCUCUGAAAAUUUUACUGGCCUUCAGUUUUGACCCCAUGUUGCAAAAGUUGCUAAAAGGCCUCUACAAACCUGUUCCCAUUGUGUCCUUUUGCACUGGGAUCCAGGUCUUGAUUUGUGUUGUUUGGAUCACAGUUCGAAGCCCUUUUGUGGAAGAGAAUUUCUCCAUCAGGAGGGUUAUCAUCCUAGAAUGCAAUGAAGGUUCAGUUGUGGCUCUGGGGAUCAUGCUAGGGUAUAUUGCUCUUUUGGCCUUCAUCUGCUUCAUCUGUGCCUUUAAAGGCAGGAAGCUACCUGAGAACUACAACGAAGCAAAAUUCAUCACAUUUGGCAUGCUCAUCUACUUCAUUGCCUGGAUUAUAUUUAUUCCAGUCUACAUGACUACCUUUGGCAAAUACUUGCCAGCUGUUGAAAUCAUUGUCAUUUUGAUUUCUAACUAUGGGAUCCUCUGCUGUACAUUCUUUCCCAAGUGCUACAUCAUACUGUAUAAGCAAGAAGCGAAUACAAAAUCAGCCUUCCUGAAAAUGCUUUAUAGCUAUUCAUCCAAAAGUGCAGGAAGCCUUAGUGUCAACCAAAGUUCUUUGGACUCAAAGAGUGAGACACCUCCAAUGCCUACCACACAGGCUUGUUUUAAAGCUAAGAGUGAAAAAAACUGGGUAAAUGGUAGCUGCCACUUCCAAGCAUCUGGGUACAGGGAGAUAAGAGGGGAAGUACCAGCCAUGAAUAUAGGAGGGCCAACAAUAUCCAGGAGAAGACUUUCUAGCAUAUGA
Sceloporus undulatus (fence lizard) is the source of this 2799-nucleotide messenger RNA. RefSeq names its product G protein-coupled receptor class C group 6 member A (gene GPRC6A). The transcript is spliced from 6 exons. NCBI's taxonomy places the organism in Eukaryota, Metazoa, Chordata, Lepidosauria, Squamata, Phrynosomatidae. Gene Ontology annotation, molecular function: G protein-coupled receptor activity. Gene Ontology annotation, biological process: G protein-coupled receptor signaling pathway. Gene Ontology annotation, cellular component: membrane. The record is from RefSeq and is a predicted model, not a curated record. The coding region runs from base 1 to 2799 and encodes 932 amino acids.